Messenger RNA from Betta splendens (Siamese fighting fish), 891 nucleotides. RefSeq names its product dynactin subunit 6. Gene Ontology annotation, biological process: mitotic spindle organization. Gene Ontology annotation, molecular function: dynein complex binding. The coding region runs from base 119 to 688 and encodes 189 amino acids. The record is from RefSeq and is a predicted model, not a curated record. Gene Ontology annotation, cellular component: dynactin complex. NCBI's taxonomy places the organism in Eukaryota, Metazoa, Chordata, Actinopteri, Anabantiformes, Osphronemidae. The transcript has 7 exons.
ACUUGCCCCUCUUAUUUGCGGGUGCUGCCGACGCAUGCGCAUAGGGCGCAACGGCUAGGCUUCCUAAUCGAUGAUCGAGUGACACAACGACACCUCCCUUUACACUUUGUCUAUCACAAUGGCAGACAAACAAAACGCACAGAAAAGUGUCAAAAUAGCCGCUGGGGCCGUAGUUUGCGUUGAAAGUGAAAUCAGAGGCGAUGUCACCAUAGGCCCCAGGACAGUGGUCCAUCCGAAAGCUCGUAUUAUUGCGGAGGCAGGACCCAUCGUGAUUGGAGAAGGCAAUUUGAUCGAGGAGCAAGCUCUGAUCAUCAAUAGUUACCCAGAAAACAUCACACCAGAUUCUGAGGUGGAACCUAAAACAAUGACAAUUGGUGUCAACAAUGUAUUUGAAGUUGGCUGUGUAUCACAAGCCCUGAAAAUUGGAGACAACAAUGUCAUUGAAUCUAAAGCUGAUGUAGGUAGGAAUGUGAUCCUCACCAGUGGAUGUAUUGUUGGAGCCUUCUGCCAGGUCAACACGUGCGAGGUCAUCCCAGAGAACACUGUAAUCUAUGGUUCUGGAUGCAUGAGGCGGGUUCAGACAGAGAGGCCACAGCCUCAGACUCUUCAGCUUGACUUUCUGAUGAAGAUUUUGCCGAACUAUCACCAUUUAAAGAAAACCGUUAAAGCAGGCCAUACCACUAGCUAAAAUGUAACUUUGCAAACACACAUGUAAAUACAAAAUGCUAAUAGGAAGCAUGAAUGUAUAUAAUUCUAAAAUAUGUAUGCAGCUUCAGUAGAAUGUUUUUCAGCAAUUUGUAUUAUUAUACUAUCCUAACUGCAGCAGUUUGCCUUCAUCUUGCUGUGCUGAUCUACUGUUUUCUAUAAUUAAAAGUCUCUUUAAAAUGCCAA